UCAUUUCACAAUGGUCCCGCCCAUACAGUGCUGAGGCUGGCAGUGCAACCGCUCCACACUAGAUGAGCAGCAGAGCUCUCCUAACUUAGAGGAAUAUGCUGAUAUUAUUACACCACGGUGAAGGAAAGAGAUCACAGAGCAACAAGGAUUUUCUGCUGCUGUGUUGAGAGAAGCCCAGAGUGGAGCCCAGAUCCUGUUGUGGGCUAAUUAAAUCCCCCGACCAUCACCUACACCCCCUGCCUUCCCUCCUCUGGUGGACCAGAAAAAGACAGAACUCUGAGCAGGACAGCGUCCCCGCCUGCCUCCUCAUGCUCCUUCAGGUGGAGCGGAGGGCUGGGCCAGCACACUCAGCCUGCCGGCCGGGGUCACGCGCUCCGUGACGGGGAUGGCGUUCCUCAGGAGGCUGGUUCUUGGCUUGGCCUGCUCCCUGCUGUGUGUCUACGUCCUGUGUUUGUACCUGCAGGGGCAUCAGUCCUGGUCCUUAGUGCCUGUGAGACAGUUCCGUGUCUUCACAGAGGGGAGCAGCAGCAGCUCACAAGACUCUGAGGAGCCUCUUGAUAGAAAGAGCAACAGUGACCAUUGGAGCCAUCCGCCCUCCUCCUCCACCUUUCACCCAGAGCUCUCCUCUGGAACAGUUCUGGGUGAGCACACGGGUGCCACACAGACUCCAACUUUAAACGCUCAAACAUCCAAGGCCGCUGAAGAGCAGGAGCCAGCAGGGAGCAAAGUCCAGGAUGUCUCAAAGUCCACCACCAGCCCUGAUGGUGUGGGUAGAACUAGGACUAGUGCCAAACCCCCUGCACUGCAUCCCCCCCAGCCCACGCAGGCAGCCGGACCAACAGAGCCUCCCUUCAUCGGAGACACUUACAUGAGUGAAGACGUCCCUCCACAAACAGACUGCCCAGAUGGCAUCAGCAGUCAGGUUGCACAAACUGAGUUUGGGGGAAGGUUUCUGCAACAUAUUCCGGUCCUGCAGUGGGCCAAACACGCAACCCGGGAACAACACGAGCGCCUCAGCAAGUACCCAGGAGCGCACGGCUGGGAGGGCAUCGAUUACAAAACUCUGGUGGAAACUCUCUCCGUCCUCAACUUCACUGCUAACUGGCAGAUGUUGGACGACUGGAGGGAUCGCAGCAAUGACUCAAAGUGUAUCCACUGUGCUGUGGUGGGGAACGGAGGGAUACUGAAGGACUCGAAGAAAGGGGAAGAGAUCGACAGUCAUCACUACGUCUUCAGGACCAACGGGGCGAUCACCAAGGGCUUUGAGCAGGACGUGGGGUCUCGCACCACCCACUACACCUUCUCCACCAACACGUUAAUGAACUCCAUGAGGAGCUACGCAAGAGUCGGGUACAGAGGACCACCUGUGUCAAAGGAAACACGAUACGUCUUUCUGCCUGAUCACGACCGUGAUUACCUGCUGAUGAAGGCUGCAGCCACGCACACUGCAGUGGAGAGAGGGCCUGAGACGGCCAAAGACCCUCUGAAGUACUUUGGAGAGGACGUGUCGGCUGAGAAGCUGAAGAUGUACCACCCAGAUUUCAUCCGUUACCUCAGAAACAGAUUCCUCCGAUCGCAUGCUCUGGAAACCAAAUACAAGGACAUUUACCGUCCGUCGACGGGGGCUGUGAUGCUGCUGGCUGCACUGCACACCUGCGACCAGGUGAGUGCGUACGGCUUCAUGACCCCAGACUAUAAGAACUACUCUGACCACUAUUACGACAGCAGCUACCACCCGGUGGGUUUCUUCAUCAACCACGACCUGCGCAUGGAGAUGUCCCUGUGGCAGCAGCUGCACCAGGCGGGCCUCAUACGACUCUACAUGCACAAGUGAAUUCACGUGCACCACAAGUGAGCGUCGCACUGUGUGCACACAGAUUACCAGCGUGAUUGUGAGGAUACAGGAAGUCCAAACACAGACUACCCUUCCUGCCUUGUUUCAAAAAUGACUCUCUGAACUGAGCAAAAACAAACACGUGGCAGAAGUUUUCUUUUUAUGAAGGAAACAAGAAUUCUUCUUCUUUUUUUUAAUGACAGCUGCUGUGAUUGUUGAGGAAGCAGAUUUAGUUUUAUUUAUCAACAAAGUGUUUGUUUAAAACUUUUAAUUUAAACAUUUAAUUUUCCCAGAAACAUGGUUUUGGUGAUUUGUAGUUUGAAUACGACCAGACGUCUGCACUGUUUGUCAGACAGUUGACCCCUUGUCAUUGAAAUAUUCAUGGUCCCCAGAGGAUGACUGUGGUGAUCCACUGAUUUUUUAUCUAGCGCCACCGACAGGUCAAAGUUUUCACUUAACCAGUGAAAUACCUCCGCACACAGCAGAUGGAUUGGCACGACAUUUUAUAAAGACAUGCAUGGUCCCCUGAUGAGGAAGUUAUGAGUUUGAUCAGGUUUCAGUUUCAUCAGGUCAGACACAUUUAUAACCACAGCUCACAACAAUUGCAUCAGCCUCAGCUUUACUUUAUAUUUAUUGCUAAUUAGCAAAUGUUAGCAUGCUAAGAGAUGAAGAUUUGACCUGCUAAACAACAGCUUGUUAGCAUUUUGACAAUGCUAAUGUUAGCAUAUAGCUUAAAGCACGGCUGCAUUUUAUUAAUCUGAGACAUGAGCAGCUGAGUGGGAAAAAUCGUGGCAAUAUCUCCUGCACCGUCAACACGCCGUCGUCAAAAUGGCUACGAAGCCUCCACCACUGGCAGUUCUACUGAGUUUUAAUUAGCUGAUUUAAGGAGCUAUACAGAGUCUGUUCAUGUUUGGUGGCACUGGAUUAGCAUGUAGAUAUCUUCACGCUCCCUAGUGAUGUUUCCAUUCUCCCCAUUUUUCUGACAUUGUUUGAAAGCACCACAGGAAGGAAGUUGUCAGUGCGCUUGAUGUGGUUAAUUUGAGUCAUUUCCCAUCAUUGUCCUCACUUUCCUUUUUGUGACAUCAGUACUGGUAGAUCACCUGUCUGAGGGCUGAAAGAGUUCUGUCGGAUUUUAUUGCAGAGUUUUUAUUUGAACAGAUAAUGUAGAUAAUUGAUUUUUUUUAUUUAUCUCCUCUGUUCUUUUUUUUUUUUUUUUUAUUACUGCUGAGAAUCAAAAACAAACUUAAUCCAUUUUAAAAUCUGGUUUCCUUAUGAUUCUACUGGAAUUAGUGACUGAAAUGUUGUCGGAUCUAAAGUUACCCCUCACCCAGAUUUAUCUCAGUUUUAAACUGGGUUUGUUUUGGUCUACAAGUCACUAAAACCAUGUUUGCUGGGAAGACUUUAGAUGGUGUCGUACAAUCUGAAUCAAAGUGCUACUCGUGUUACUGUGUCGUACAGUACAGUGUGUUGACAAGGGACAAGACUGCUACUGAGUUUGGCCACUUGCUUAAAAUACCCCGACUCCCCACCCUAAAUAGAUGGUUAGAGCGCUGCUGGCAGUGGCCAUGGUCUUUUUCUGACAUUUACUCACAUUAUGUUCAGGCUCUGACUCUGUCUACAUGUCUGUGUGUGUUUUACUGUGGAGGGUAGCAAAAAAAAAACUAUGUGGUUGUAAAGCUCAAUGACACAAAUAUUUGAACCUGACAAUGUAUUUAGUUUAAGGGACUUAACUUAUUUUUUCUUUGUUCUGAAAUCUUCUAAGCACAUAAGUGUACUUUUUGUUUUACACUGUGUCACACUGUGAUAAGAACAGUAUGUGAGCUCUACAGGAUUUUCAGUGCCUUUUUUUUAAUGUGAAUCAGUAGUUUGGAUGAAGCAUUUGUGACUCAGGCGGAAAUCUGCGAGGCGAUUCAGUACGUCUCCACGACAACACAACCGAGGACGUCAGUGGCCUUUUCUCUGUGUUUGGAUUUGGAGACCAUCGCCAAAGACUUGUCUCAAGGAAUCCGCGUUUUCAUCCGCCACACCUGGAGCCGAGACAAUGAAGGGUCUGGGUUCAGUGAGAUUGAUUGUCGCCCCCCCCCCCCCCCAUCUCAAACUGAACGGAGGCAUCACAUCCACAAUAGCACGGAUGUACUUUUCUGUGUUCCUGUAGGUCUUACGGUGAGGGAGGAGACAGGAAACCAAAGACGCACUAUACAUCAGGGAAUAUUUAAAAUGUAACUACUUUGUAUAUGAAACCAACACACAUUAAAACUAAGUGAUCCAAUCAUUUGAAUUAUUAUUUUUACAAUGUGUAAAGGGAGGAAGUGGAGACCUUUUAUAGUGCAAUUCCUGACUCUGAAUCUGACCUUUUUUAAAAAUUUGUAUAAAAACAAACUGAUUUUA
Seriola aureovittata is the source of this 4222-nucleotide messenger RNA. It is a transcript of the gene st6galnac, whose product is annotated as ST6 (alpha-N-acetyl-neuraminyl-2,3-beta-galactosyl-1,3)-N-acetylgalactosaminide alpha-2,6-sialyltransferase. The transcript has 10 exons. Gene Ontology annotation, molecular function: sialyltransferase activity. The record is from RefSeq and is a predicted model, not a curated record. NCBI's taxonomy places the organism in Eukaryota, Metazoa, Chordata, Actinopteri, Carangiformes, Carangidae. Bases 386 to 1834 code for a protein of 482 amino acids.